AAAACAAAUUAUCCGCUAGGUGGCGAUAUAAAUCUUUAGUUCCUUCGAAAGCGCUAAAUGAAGAAGAAAAGUGGGCGGGGCGACAAACGGCUUUGUUAGAAGGGCGGGUUUUAGGCCUAGUUUCAAACCGUUUGCUGUUUACUCUAUAAGUGCACUACAUAGAGUGUCACAUAAUAGCAUAUUGCCGCCUACGUAGUGCACUAGGUGUCUUACACAGAGACAUUUGGGAUUGACCAUAACUGAACGCGGGAAUUGGCGGGUAUUGGUACUAAAACAGUAUCUGUAACCUUGGUGAUAUUUCUUAAUACAGCAAAGGUUAAAUAUUCUUUAGCUAUGUUUUAACACAUCACUCUCUUCCUCAUGCUUCCAUUUCACUCUCAAAGUCAACGUACAGCCAUUUUGUGUGUUUAUUUGUAAAGUUUUUAGUGUCGGCUCCCACUUCCCCCGGGUGAGAAGGGGUUUUAUUCGUAUGUCUGACAUGGAGAACUUUCAGAAAGUGGAGAAAAUCGGAGAGGGAACAUAUGGAGUGGUUUAUAAAGCUAAAAACAAAAUCACCGGCGAAACCGUGGCUUUGAAGAAAAUCCGCCUGGACACGGAGACCGAAGGCGUGCCGAGUACCGCCAUUCGAGAAAUCUCCCUGCUGAAGGAGCUCAAUCACCCCAAUAUUGUCAAGCUGCUCGAUGUCAUCCACACGGAGAAUAAGCUUUAUCUCGUGUUUGAAUUUCUUCACCAAGACCUCAAGAAAUUUAUGGACUCGUCCUCAGUUAACGGCAUUUCACUUCCGCUGGUCAAGAGCUACCUGUUCCAGCUGCUGCAGGGUCUGUCUUUCUGUCACUCUCACCGGGUUUUACACCGAGACCUGAAACCUCAGAAUCUGCUCAUUAAUGCGCAAGGAGAAAUUAAACUGGCCGAUUUUGGCCUGGCCAGGGCUUUCGGUGUGCCCGUACGCACAUAUACACACGAGGUUGUGACUUUGUGGUACAGAGCACCAGAAAUUCUACUGGGCUGUAAGUAUUAUUCCACAGCUGUCGACAUCUGGAGCUUGGGCUGCAUUUUUGCCGAAAUGAUUACUCGGAGGGCGCUGUUUCCUGGAGAUUCAGAAAUCGAUCAGCUGUUCCGCAUUUUCCGAACCCUCGGCACUCCCGAUGAGUCUGUGUGGCCUGGAGUGACCUCAAUGCCUGAUUACAAGCCAUCUUUCCCCAAGUGGGCACUGCAGGACCUGUCUAAAGUGGUGCCCCCUCUGGAUGACGACGGCAGAGACCUGCUCGCACAAAUGCUGAGAUAUGACCCCAACAAGAGAAUCUCAGCCAAGAACGCCCUCGUUCACCGAUUCUUCCGUGACGUCACCAUGCCCGCGCCUACUUUGCGGUUUUGAGGCACGUGUCUGUGACUGGCGUAGGCUGUAGAGGCAGAGCAAUCCCAUCCAUCGUCUCUUCUUCCUGAGGACGUUCUUCCUCUACGCCAGAGACUGUCAGACAGUUUCAGUCUUCAGCUUUGGUGCCUUUUAUAUACCAGAGUUUAGCUAAAGUCGAGGUAUUGUGGGGAAGGUUGUAGUUUAUAAGCACAGUGCUCUCAUCUGCUCAGAUUGUGUACCAUGUGCUUGUGCAUUCUGCAGGCUGUUCUUUCUGGAAGGUGACAUUCCUUAAAUCUAUGAACUGUUUAUUCAGGAAUUAGUUGACUGUCUGUUAUUAAAAAAAAAAAAUCUCUUCAUUAAGAGUCCUAUGAUGCACCAGCAUAAAAGUAUUUAUUUUGGCUUGCCAAAAAUAGUCACUUUUGAUAGUUCUGAAUAUUUUUUUGUAAUUGGUGAUUUUAUGCCUUUUUAGGCAGAUUUUUUUUAUCCCUGUUUGAUAAUUAUACAUAAACUUGUUAAGACA
This is a messenger RNA of Ictalurus furcatus (blue catfish), 1874 nucleotides long. It is a transcript of the gene cdk2, whose product is annotated as cyclin-dependent kinase 2. Bases 470 to 1375 code for a protein of 301 amino acids. NCBI's taxonomy places the organism in Eukaryota, Metazoa, Chordata, Actinopteri, Siluriformes, Ictaluridae. Gene Ontology annotation, cellular component: nucleus; cytoplasm; cyclin-dependent protein kinase holoenzyme complex. Gene Ontology annotation, molecular function: cyclin-dependent protein serine/threonine kinase activity; cyclin binding; ATP binding. The transcript is spliced from 7 exons. Gene Ontology annotation, biological process: regulation of gene expression; signal transduction; G1/S transition of mitotic cell cycle. The record is from RefSeq and is a predicted model, not a curated record.